This is a messenger RNA of Zasmidium cellare ATCC 36951, 558 nucleotides long. RefSeq lists its product as uncharacterized. The record is from RefSeq and is a predicted model, not a curated record. Lineage: Eukaryota; Fungi; Ascomycota; Dothideomycetes; Mycosphaerellales; Mycosphaerellaceae. The transcript is spliced from 2 exons. The coding region runs from base 1 to 558 and encodes 185 amino acids.
AUGUCGUCCGAUUCGCUUGCCAUCUUCCGGAAAGGCCUGGGUCCCGACCUCAACGCGCUGGCAGAUAAGCACAUGAAAGACGACCUUACGCAAUCCGACCGAGACGCCCUCAAGAAAGCCGCCUCCACCGUAAGCACGCACACGCUCGUCGGCUCCCUCAUAGGCCUCUCGCUGGGCGCCUUCUUCGCCUUCCGCAUCCGCAGUGGACGCCAACGCAUGUUCCGCGCUUUUAAGACCGCAGAGAAGCCUCAAGCAGUGCGCUUCGCUGACGGACGUGAGGAGACGCUGCCUGACCUUACACCCCUCGUCAAGCCCAGCACGAUUGGCGAUAUCGCGACGUAUUCGUUGCUAGGGGCUGGAGGUAUCUUCUUCGGUGGGGAGACGGGGCUUUUAACGGGCUCUUUCAGGGCGAGGCAGCAGAUUGCUGCGGAUCGGGAGAGCAGGGAUAGGAUACAGAACGCCUUCAAGAGAUUUCAGGCGGAUGCGUUGAGGGAGCAGGCGAAGGCUCUGGAGAGCGGUGUGGAAAACCAUACCAAUGAGCCGAUUUGGGGGUUAUAA